AGAACAAGCUCUUAGUUUGAGUCGCUCAUUCCUACCAGAUCAUAAAAUCCAUCCACUGUAACUAAUAGAGUUUACUAUAAAGGGGCAUGAAAAGUUAAUCUUUUAGCAGCACCAUUUAAACAAAAAAAAAGAAGAGAACAUUACACUUUGAGGUAGUAGUGAUGGAAUCAGAAGAGGCUUCUUUAUCAGCGCCUUCAACGCCGACGACACCAGCCACUCCCGGUGCUCCACUGUUCACGAGGUUCAAGCGCGAAAAGGGCACUGGCGGGAAUGUCAAUAAAAACUCCUUUCUCAAGAGCUGCAAGUGCUUCAAUGUCAAAGGAUGGGGUUUAGAGGAGGGAAGCUUGCCUUCUGUCUCAUGCACAUUGCCCUCUCCUCCUGUGUCUCUAGCAAGAAAGGUUGGAGCGGAGUUCAUAGGGACAAUGAUACUAAUAUUUGCAGGAACCGCAACAGCCAUUGUCAAUGAAGAAAGGAAAGGAAGUGAAGGGUUGGUAGGACUCGCUGGAUCGACCGGUCUUGCUGUUAUGAUUAUCAUUCUUUCCACUGGACACAUCUCUGGGGCUCAUCUCAAUCCAGCUGUCACUCUUGCCUUUGCUGCUCUAAAACACUUUCCCUGGAGACAUGUACCUGUGUACAUUGGGGCACACGUGAUGGCAUCAUUGGGGGCAGGAUUCAUAGUAAGGGCAGUUUUCCAUCCCAUAAUGGGGGGUGGAGGUGUGACAGUUCCUUCUUCUUUUUCUGGUGGGGGUGGCAAUUGCCUUCAAGCUUUUUCCUUGGAAUUCAUCAUCUCCUUCAACCUUAUGUUUGUUGUUACAGCGGUUUCCACCGACACUCGAGCUGUUGGAGAGCUUGCAGGGAUUGCAGUGGGAGCCACUGUCGCACUAAACAUUCUUAUAGCUGGGGAAAUAACGGGAGCUUCUAUGAAUCCGGUGCGAACUCUUGGACCAGCAGUGGCAGCAGGAAACUACCGAGCUAUUUGGGUAUACUUAACUGCCCCUAUCUUGGGUGCUCUUGCUGGUGCAGGUGCAUAUUCUGCAGUUAAACUGCCUGAUGAAGAUGCCCAACAUCAUCAAAAGGCUUCACUUGAACAUCUGAUCAAAACGUAAUCGAUCAAAUCCACAUAACACCUAAUUCUAUAAUUUUUUAAAAAGAGAAGUAUCUACAGAACAAUGAGUGGGAACAUGCCCAUACAUCCUUCUUUUCUCGGUACCUUGUGCUAUUACAUUGGAUGUCUAUAUGGCUUAUUAUGG
Cuscuta campestris is the source of this 1250-nucleotide messenger RNA. Lineage: Eukaryota; Viridiplantae; Streptophyta; Magnoliopsida; Solanales; Convolvulaceae. The record is from the annotation of a GenBank genome assembly.